GCAGACGUGUGUUGGGGUUAGUCGUGAGCUGGGCGUCGGGGGCGGACCCACGUCCGUUGUCGUGGCUAGGGCCGCUGGGCAGACUGGCAGACACCUGCUGAGUGUUCCCGCAGUGCGCGGUGCAUCUUGAACGUGUUCGUACUGGUCUCUGUGUGAUCGCGUGUGUCCCGAACAGCAGCAGUCGUGUUGCGUCCGCGUGCGACGUGUGUGUGAGUGAGAAGAGGUGGUGCAAGUGGGGGAGAGAUCGCGAGCUGGUGCGGCCGAGCGAUUACCCUGACGAACAAGUCGUGUGAUGCUUCUUUGUGUGUGAAGUGAUGUGUGCAGUGCAUCGACCUUUUGUUGGAUUUAUCGCAGCGUCCUGCUGGCUUAGCUGACAUCGGUGGAUACCUAGCAAGUUUUCUUAUUUUCAAUCUUCAAAUUAAAGUGUAGCUGAUUUUCCUACGCGCAAACAAGACUGAUCUUAUACACACCAAGGGCACCCCUACAGUUCAAUUCCACUCCGUCCGCACAAGUUUUCUACAUCAGCAGCGAUGGAGAGGGAAUCGAAUCAGAUGCAAACGCAGUGUCGAUCUGGGUGUGGCUUUUAUGGUUCCCCAGCAACUGACGGACUGUGCUCGCUCUGUUAUAAAGAGGCACUAAAGAAAAAACAGCAACCUCCUGUCUCGUCACCAGCUGCCUCAACAGCAUCAAGCAGCAACAACGCACCAUUUGUGUCUGCAUCAACAGUAGCCUCAGCCGUUGAUACAGCAUUACCUACUAUCCCUGUAAUUUCAGACCUCUGCAGUAAAGAGAGCUCUGAAAAUGGUGAAGGUUCAGGUAGCAAUGGCAACGCAGAGUGUGCAACAAAUACAGAUGGUGAUGAUGCCAGUUUUGAUGGAAAAGAUUCACAAGAUAAAGAUGGGAAACGGAAGAAGAACCGCUGUGCGACGUGCCGUAAGAAGGUUGGGCUCACAGGUUUUGAAUGUCGGUGUGGCGGGUUGUACUGCGCAAUGCACCGAUACAGUGACAAGCAUGAAUGUACCUUUGACUACCGGGAGCUCGGGGCACAGGAAAUCCGUCGCAACAAUCCUGUUGUUGUUGGCGAGAAAAUUAAGAAGAUAUAAGACAAUGUUGCGGCAUCCUGAGACAUUAAAUUUCGGGCAGCUUGAGACUACAGCGAUGUCAUGGCAUGACACACCACUCUGCACCGCAGCACGACUCUCCACUAUGCACAUGCUGACCUCAAAUUAGUGCCAUGGUGAUAUUUCAUCUUUAGUACUUCAACAGGAAGCAAAUUUGGAUUUCUACCUCCCAAACCAGCAAUGCCCAACCCCACCCCCUCAAACCGAAAUCCUGGACCAAACAACCCAAAAAACUAUUGUCCAGGCUCGGCCUUGAAUAGGUGUUUGUGAUAAAAAUGAAUGUUCGAAUAAAAAUGGUAAAAAUUAUGAAUGGUGUUUUUUGAUACAGUGAAAUUAAAGUUGUGUGUUGCUUUUUAUAGAAAAAAAGGUGAAAAACUCGUUUUGAGUAGCAUAGGUGCUUGAACUUGAAGAACAGGUGUACAUAAUGAGUUGCUUGGCUAGUCUGCCAAGUGCGUAAUUGGUGUACUUGUGCGCCAUGAGAGGAAAGGUGACUAACCUGAGUCUAUUGUACUUCAGUGCUUAACUGUUGUGACCACUCCUUACUCAUUUGAUUUGAUGCUUGUUUUGGUUUUGUGUCAGAUUUCAUCCACUCUCUUGUAUUCCAACUAACGUAUCAGCCAUUAAGGAGUUUUGCAAGAUGUGGUUUUGUUCUUUUCUUUCAUUUUUUUUUUCUCAUGUUAUAAAAGAGGUGUGAGGUAUGGGCAAGAGAGCGUGUUUCAUGGUCCAGUUGUGAGUGGAUGGAGUUUAAUACACAGUUAACUAUCACAACCUUACUCAAGCUAAGACCGGAUAAUGACAAAUGAGGAUUGAUAGUUUGAAAAUAUUUUAAAAGGUGUAUUAAUUUUACUUUGUCUAUUAGUUUUUAUUUACCUUUGCCUCAUGGAAAAUGCUUGAUUAAGAGAAAGUAUAUAUUAAAAAAAGUAUAUUGUAAAUUUUGUCCAAUAUGUGUGCCUAUGUGAGAGCACAUGACAACUUGUGUACAUGUAAAUGUUCUAUGAGAGGUGUGUGUGUUUGUUCUGUACCAUGUAUGAGAGAAUGUGUGUGUGUGUGUGUCUGCGCGCUUGAGUGAGUGAGUAUGAUAGACUUUAUUUUAAUGGAUGUGAGACUGCACUGCUGCAACCAGUGGAUAGUGUGGUGUGUGCACAAUGUCAUGGUUUUUGUUUGAUCAUGCAAGUGCUCCUGUCAAGUGUUUCUUGUACUUUGUUUUGCCUGAGAGUUUUGAAGCUCAAGACUUUUUUUUUCUUCAAAGGAUUUAAGUUUUGGCUUCUUUGAGAGUUUUGUAGAAGGCUACCUUUCCCACUGCAAUGAGUGGGCUAGACGAUUGGAAAAAUCUUUCACGCUAGAAAUUGAGAUGCAAGCACUUACGGUAACAGAACAUAUAUUCCCUUGUUUGACAUGAAGACAGUGAUCUAGUUUUCUCUAACAGUCGUGUGUCUUCUCUAAAUUCCCUUGUGAUUAUUGAUGCUGUAGUCUUGAUAAUUUUUAGCUGUUACACAAUUUAUCCAAGUCAGAAAGCUUAUUAACAGUAACAGCUAUUGCCUAAGAAUGUUGUACAGUUUGCCUGUGCUAUGGAGUAGUCGACUAGGAUCUCUAUUAAGCAUUAAGCACUUUACUGGACUAGAAAAUUUGUGAUUCCUCUCCAAGGAUGAUAGCUAAAUCUUAUCUUAAAAAUAGGAGUGUAGGAGGAAUAUUACUGCCAAACAACUCAAUCUAGACUCAUUGUGUUAUUUCAUUUCUUUGACGGUUAAAACUGUUUAGCACUUAUUUAUCUAUACCCCUAUUUCUAUCAAGCCCGUGUUUAGAGAUAAAUGCAUCCUUGGAAAGUAUAGGACAAUAUCGUGCUUAAUGUACUUAUACCAUUUAGUACAGCUAGAUAAUCUGUUCUGAUAAGUGCUUGUGUGGGUGUUCAACCAACUAGCAACCAGUCUACUGAAAAGCAUAGUCUAGCCAUUAGUGUGUUUGGUUUGGUUUCUGCCUACCCUGCCCCUCUUCUGUAAAUCUAGGUGUGAUGUGAUAUGCGCAGCCGAGUCACCUGAGCAUGGCCGCUAAGUCUGUUGUAAUUACUCAGUCACUUGCCAAAGUAAUGGGUUGCCUACAUGCAGUCUAGUAGAGCAGGGUUUCAUGGUGGAGUGGAGACUCGCUGCUUGUUUUGCUCAAUUCUGUUUAAAUAUGUUUGUUUUAUCUACUCGUUCAUGCUCUUUCAGUUGAAGCUGUUUCUUCAGUGGAGGGAUAUGUCUGCUGAAACGAGUUUGUUUUCUUCAUUGCUGUACAACCCAUAACUUUGGAAGGUUCAUUAGAACUGAGAGCUUCAGGUGUGGCUCGGCCGUCCAUGAAGUGACUGUGGUUCAAAUAUUGUGAUUCAUUAAUAUAUAUAGAAUUUUUCUUUAGUGGGUAAGCAUUAUCAGAGAACCAGCAUAACAGCAAAGUCAUUGUUUCCUUAUUGAUAAAUAUAUAUCUGACAAUAAAUUGUAUCCUGGGAAUUUAGGUGGUCUCCAUCAUCUUGACCCAUCUGUCAGAAACUCCAUUAUUCUAAAAGAAAAAAAAAUUCUGGAGAAAUAUAGCUAUUUUUCUGGAUUAAAAGGGAAAAAAUGAUGCCUUGUUUUUUGUUGUCUUCUUUUUUGUUUGUUAACAAUUGCGAAUGCCUUGGUUCUCUGGCUUUCUCACUGUGCCAGAAUAGCAGUGGUCCAUUAUGUUCUGCCUAUCUUUGUUGGUGUUUUAGUCUGUGUACCAUUCGUGAUAGUCAUUCACAGCUGAAUAAUUAAAUGUUCCAAAAACAAAAUGCAUCAGUUCUCAUUACACUUUUGUUAUUACACGAGACUAAAUUUUGCCAGCACAAAGGCAUUAAAAUUAAUACUGAACUUGGAUGCAUCAUUUUAAUGUGUGGUGGUGCAUUCCAUAGGAUGAGAUGACUGACGUAAUUGAUAUAAGAAAAUUUAUGCAGAUGGAGCCAUUCAGAGCUAAUUUUUAAGUCCUACAAGUUUCAUUUAUGUGAAUUGAAUGAAACUGGUCCACUCUUUGGUGUAUUUUUCACAAUUGUGUGUCCAGAUGGGAAAAUGAUUGUCAAUUUGUCUGAGUAUAUCAGAACUGUGGUGCGAGUUAUCUGACUGAACAAACAUGUAGAAAUUAAGGGAGAACCACUGCCGUUUUAUUGUCUGGUUAUGCAACUUGGCACCAUUUUCACAGUUUAAAAGUGGCCUCAUGAUUUUAUGUACCAGAGGACUCACCACAAGGAUGGCAGGAAUUCAUUAUGAGGCUUUGUUUUAAUGUUUAAUUUUCCAGAUUGAAUUGCUUACUAUUUGUAAAGUACUGCUGGUUUUGUUAAAUCCAUAGCCAGGAGUUAAGUUCUUUCUUGCAAAGUUUGGUAAAGUCAUCUAUCUACGGAUCUGUUGUUUCUUUUUCCUCAUUUUUUUCUUUUUGUUAAGUUUGUGGCAAGACUAGAAUUUUGACUCCUGGUCAAGUUUCUUUUGUAAAUUUUGUGAAAAAAAGAAGCUAGUUGUUUAGAAUUGAUCAUCAUCAUUUAUUAAUUCAUUUAUAUUUUACUCAUUCACAUUUCAUGUAUUUCUCUCCUCACAACAGUAGUCCUUGAUUUUAAACGUCUAUGAUUAUUGCUCUAAAACAUUGUAUGUAAGGUAACUAAUAAAAAUAUCCUUAUGAACCUAUGAUUUUAUUAUUCUUUUCAGACCUUUUUCGUUUUGUGUCUUAAUUUGGCUAUGAAUUGAGAUUUUUAGAAAGGAACAAUCCCUGGCUUUGUCUUUACAGUAAUAGCCUUUCCCCACUUGUGUUUAUGUUGUGUGAGUGGUUGAGUGGCUUGUACACAGGGUCAUGUUUUUGGUCUUGUUAGAUUCUGGAAAAAUGAAAUUAUGUUUCAUUCUCCAGGCUUGCAGCUAAGAACACAAGUUUGUUUGCAUUCUCACUUCUGUGCCUGCCUACUGGUUGUUGGACCUAUUGCAGUUUAGGUAAUCAGUAUGUAAUAAGACACUUCUGCUGGGAGCUAUGUUGCUGUAACUGUUUGUUUCUUGAAUUUCUUGAAUACAGAUGUUGUGAAUAGUAUGAA
Messenger RNA from Thrips palmi, 5175 nucleotides. It is a transcript of the gene drn, whose product is annotated as AN1-type zinc finger protein 6. Bases 531 to 1103 code for a protein of 190 amino acids. Lineage: Eukaryota; Metazoa; Arthropoda; Insecta; Thysanoptera; Thripidae. The record is from RefSeq and is a predicted model, not a curated record. Gene Ontology annotation, molecular function: zinc ion binding; DNA binding. The transcript has 5 exons.